This is a messenger RNA of Chilo suppressalis (striped riceborer), 2169 nucleotides long. The record is from the annotation of a GenBank genome assembly. Lineage: Eukaryota; Metazoa; Arthropoda; Insecta; Lepidoptera; Crambidae.
UGUCGUGUCAAUCAACGUCACAUUGACAUUGACAUCUAGCAAACAACAAUAUAACCUCAAACUGUAGGCUGAGUUUCCUAUUUUAUAAUUUUUAUAUAAUUUUGAUUAUAUUUAAUAACAAAAAUAACAAUGCACUCUUUAAUAAACUAAGCAGAAUUCUGUGGAGUGCUAAAUCGAUGAAGAAUGAUGUGUUCCGCGACGUGGCAAUUGCCGAAUACUAUAGUAUUCGCAAUCAUCCAAUUGUAAUCUAAUACGCACAGAAUACACUAUCUUUAUUGUAAAUCUAGUUCGUUACGAAAGUUUGUAACGAAUGGACUGAUCUGUUGUCAUUCAUCAAUUCCAUUGAUAAUUUGAAAAGGAUUGGAAUUAAUAAUCGUUCAAGUAGCCGCAAAAAUAUCAACUUAAUUAUGUCUCAAGACUUCAAACACCUGAGCAAUGUGUCUCCACUUCUUACUGAUGAUAGUUUGAGCGAAGCCUUGACAGAAUGGUUCCAAGAGUCUAUUGUGUUCACACACUGGGAGUAUGUAAGUGAAACAAACAAAGGUGAUUCCUACUUAAGUGAACUUAUGCGCAUAAGGAUUUAUGGUACAAACCAAAAUAAUGACUUGAAGCAAGUGCAAGUAAUUUUAAAAAGCAUUCCAAAAAGUUUAUCCAGAAGACUAACCUUUAGAAGUGAUGAAUUUUUCAAGAAUGAGAUCAAUUUCUAUGAGAAAGUUUUACCAGAAUUAUUAAAGUUUCAAGAACAGAAAGCACUCUCAGAACCAUUCGAAAAGUAUGCUAAGUUAUUCUUAGCUCAAUCGGAUGGUAAAAAUGAUGUCAUAUGCUUAGAAGAUGCUACGUUGCAGAACUUUGGAUCUGCUGUAAGGCAAACCGGAAUAGACUUUAUACACUGUAAGCUAGUUUUCAAAGCAUUAGCCAAGUUUCAUGCCCUUUCCUUUGCUAUGAAAGAUCAGCAACCUGAUGCCUUUAAUAACAUAAAGGAUUUAGUCUUUGAAACUUAUUACCAUGAGCGUCUAAGAAGUUGGUAUAAUCGUUUUUGGAAGAGAAUCUCCGGUAUAGCCAUAGACGCAGUAGAAAAAGAGUAUCCAAACUCCAUAUAUGUCAACAAAAUUAAAGAAUUUGCUGUCCCCCAAAGAUAUGACGAAAUGAUCGAAGCUACUUCAGAUACAACCAACUGUGUGAUAUCCCAUGGAGACAGUUGGACCAACAAUUUCCUGUUUAAGUAUCAGGAUGGGGUUCCUGUUGAUGCUAAGAUUAUAGAUUUCCAAUUGUCAAGAUGUGCUUCGCCUGUUCUCGAUGUAGUUUUCGUGAUAUAUGCUUGUACGGACAAGGAACUGAGGGAUGGACAUUAUAAGGAGCUUUUAGAUUACUAUUAUGAUGUGCUGAGUCGACAAAUACGGGAUUUGGGAAGUAAUCCUGAUUUAGUUUAUUCUAGCGAAACCUUCUGGGCUGAGGUUAAAAAGUAUUCGUAUUUCGGGCUGGCAUUCAGCUUCGAGUCUACUCCUAUGAUAGUUUUGGAGCCAGAAGAUGCUGUUGAUAUGGAUAUGAAGGGUGACAACAAACUGAAUAUUGAUGACGUUUGGCAAAUAGGUCCAUUCAAGACUAGAGAAGGUAGACUAAGGGAAGCGAAUAACAUUGUCCACUGCGUUGACAAUGGAUAUAUAUAAAUUAAAAAUAUUUAGGACUUCGAAAGAAGAUUUUACUAUAAAAAAAAUCUUAUAGUAUAUCUUUGUCUGCAAGGCAGCGCCAUCUCUUUAUAUUAUAAGGAACUACAAUGUCAGAUGACAUAAUUUUACAAGUAUCAUACAUUAGGAAAAAUAACAAAUUGAUUUUAUUAUAUUUUUUUUUAUUCAACUUACUAAAUGCUAGAUUUGUAUAUUUCAAUUAGGCACAGUUGAAUUUUAUCUAGCGAAAUAUUUUUCUUAAUUCAACAGUUUAAUGCUUAAAAAAGAAAUGCAUGCAUAAUAUUUCAAUGAACCGGUUUAUUAGGCGGUUUUCACCACUCUCUGAUAAAAUCUCUGAAAGCUUGAUUGGAAUCUGAGUAUAUAUAUCAGACAAUAGAUUAAAAUAAGUUUAAGAACUUCAAAUAUUUUUUUAUAUGGCCGUUAUUCAUCUGGACUUUAUCAAAAACUGGUAAAACAAGCCCUUUUAGUUUUAUAUCACCCACCC